Messenger RNA from Toxorhynchites rutilus septentrionalis, 1276 nucleotides. It is a transcript of the gene mRpS22, whose product is annotated as 28S ribosomal protein S22, mitochondrial. Lineage: Eukaryota; Metazoa; Arthropoda; Insecta; Diptera; Culicidae. Gene Ontology annotation, molecular function: structural constituent of ribosome. The record is from RefSeq and is a predicted model, not a curated record. The coding region runs from base 42 to 1232 and encodes 396 amino acids. The transcript is spliced from 2 exons. Gene Ontology annotation, cellular component: mitochondrial small ribosomal subunit.
GGUUCAUUCGUCUCUUAAAAGUCAUUUGGAAGUGUGAUCAAAUGUGUUUUGUAAUCCAAAACAUUAAAUUUUUACGUCUAGGAACAGCAGAAACUCGCCCAUUUCGCAAAAUGCUGAAGAUUUCGGCUAGUAAUAGACUUCUAUUGGAAAUUACUAAAAAGACACACACACCUAAAGUUAUCGGGCGGCAUUGUGCAACAUCGACCGGCACAGAGACAAUAUCAUGUCUGAGAUACGAGAAAGACCCGGGUGCGAUAUUCAUGCAGCAGGAUGUUCAAACUCUUUUGAAAUCGAUCACUCGCCUGGACCUAGACAAGGUGUUUAAGCAGAGGGCCGUAAAGAACAACACAGUCGAAUACAAAUUUAUGACCGAUGCACAGCUGCGACAGGAAAUAAUGGAGUCCAUCAAAAGGGCAGAACAUCUGCUCCAGAUGCCUCCGGUCGUGGACCUAAUGCAGGAUAAUCCCCGUGUCAUCUCCAAAGAUGGUGCUCUAAAGGCAUUUUCCGACUGCAAAAUGGUGUUCACGGAUAUCACGUACGGAUUGAAGAAUAGCAAAAGAACGAUAGUUGAACGGCUUCCGGAUGGCACCCUGAAAGACGUAUCGCACGAAGCUAGAAAACGCCUGAAUCAAAUCUAUUUUCCGCUGAAAGGAAGACGCAUUAAUCUGCCAAAAAUGUUUGAAACUAUUAAUUUGAAAAAGAUUUUGGACGAAGGGAAGUAUGAAUUUGUAUUGAACAGAGCCUGUAUACAGUUUGAACCAUAUGAGAAAGAGUAUCACGAUAUCACGAGCACAGUUUACGAGCACGUGAAUGAGCACAAGGCGUUUGAUACGCUACGUUCCAGCAGGCACUUCGGUCCGAUGAGCUUCUUUUUGGCGUGGCACCGCUUAGUUGACGAUCUACUGCUGGAUAUGGUGAAACGGGACUAUUUGCGAAAUGGAGUCGAGCUUAUUUUGCUGUAUUGUUCUCUACACGAUGUGAGUGUGGGACCAGACUUCCACGAAAUGAAACAGCACAUUCUCAGCACCAAACCGUCUAUACUGGAAAACGAUGACAAAUCUAUAGAAGAUUUGGAAACGGACGAAAAAUAUUUAUCGUUUGUCGAAAAGUUUAUCACGGAGCACAGUAUCAAAAAAGUUCAACUCAAUUUAGCUAUCGCUGCUUAUCGGGAGAUGGCCAAAGAGAGGCAGCUUCUGCAAGAGGGAAUACGAAAAAUGCACGGAGGAAGAUAGUCUAGGUGUCGAAUGAAAACGCAAUAAAUGGAUAACAGUUUGAA